Zeugodacus cucurbitae (melon fly) is the source of this 3667-nucleotide messenger RNA. RefSeq names its product helix-loop-helix protein delilah (gene tx). Gene Ontology annotation, molecular function: protein dimerization activity. The transcript has 3 exons. The record is from RefSeq and is a predicted model, not a curated record. Lineage: Eukaryota; Metazoa; Arthropoda; Insecta; Diptera; Tephritidae. Bases 1939 to 3156 code for a protein of 405 amino acids.
GUCAGCUCGUUCAGUCGCUGUUGAACUUGCGCCGCGUUAAGUUGUAUUUAGCGCGCAUCGUGGAACUUGCGCGUUGUAUUUUUUUAAGUUAGCGCACAUAUUUAAGUGACCGCGCUGUGCUUAUUAGCCAAACGUUUGUAGAGGCAUAUUUAAUUUGAUCUGGCAACGCGCCGUCAAGCAGCUAAUUUAAACUUUAGUGCGAUCACUCCAGCGUUAGUCAGCGCGCGCGCGUUCACUAUAUUAAUACAACGCGGCGCGUUCUCUAUAAUCAUACAGAGCGGAGUGGCGCGGUAGCAGCAGCAGCGUCAACGUCAGUCAAGCGUUCACUUUUCUUGCUUGCAGUGCGCUUACUACUUGCCAGCCACUAGCGGCGCCUUCAGUAUAUUUUAGACGCGCGCAGCUAAUAGACGUACUGCACAGUAAGCACAACUCGCGCGCGCGUUCGCUAUACUUAACGGCAGUGUGAGUAAGCACACAGUGGUGGCAACAAUUUUGCGCUCCGUAUAUUUUUGGUACAAAUACAAAUAAUCUUGUGUACAAUGGAUAAUUUGAGCGUAUUUAGCAAUUCGAUUUACUCAUCACGCAGCGCGUCUACGCGGUAACGUCAUCAGCAAGGAACUUGCGCGUUACACAUACAAUUGUAGAAUAUACCCGGUGUGUCGCGCUUAUUAGCUGCUCGCUUGCGAUCGGCAGUGCUUUUGGGGAGCGCGUUAUAAAAAUACCGUUGUGAUGCCAUGCGUUGUUGUGGGGCAUAUAUGCUGAUGCGCGCUGAGCGAUAGAUAUACUCAAACUACAAUGAGAAUGCGUUGCUGCGUCGUCGUGCAUAGCUGUGGACAAUUCUGAUAAUUGGAUAUUUUUAGAUUGCAUGUGAAUUUCAAACGGUAGCGAGCAGCAACAGCAGCAAGAAAAGCAAAAAAAUAUUACAAAAACAAGCAAGAAUUUUAAGUUCCAAAUCAGCAGUCAGUCAGUCGGUGUAUGUGUGUGCGCUGUGUAUAAUUGUUAAAAUUAGUGAAUUUUGAUUAGCUGAUUUGCUGCUGGCGGCAGUACGACAUUGAUUUCCUCGCGUGCAGCUAGCACGGAAAUCUAGAACAGUUAACGUGUGACUGAGUGAUUGGAGGAAGCGGUGAACAACAGCGCGGUGGGUGAUAGAUUUAUGGCGAUAGAAUUAAAUAUAUAUUUUAUAGAGGAAAAAAUAUAGAGAAAAUUGCUCAAUUAAAAGUGCAAAUACAACAACAACAAAUGUGGAAAAUACAACAACAAAUGGAAAAAUUUUGAAUAGGAAAUUUUUCAAAAAAAAAACUAUAAAAAUCAAUAAAGAAAAUAAAUAAACAAUAGUAAAUACAACAAAUACUCACUAAAAAGAAAAGAACAACAAACAAAGCAAAUUAAAAAAAAUAAAAACUAAUUAAAAAAAUGUAAAAAAAAUAAAAGAGAGUAAAUAACAACAAAUACUCAAUAAAAAAUUAAACCAACAACAACAAGUAAAAUAAGAAAAUUCUAUUGGAAAAAAUUCCAAAAACAAAAAACUAAAUCAAUCAGAAAUAAAAGUAAUAUCUAAUAAAUAAACCAACAACAACAACAAAACUUCCGAAUUUCAAUCAAUCCUAUAAUAAAAUUAAAAAAAAAACAACAAAAAAUCGAAAUUUUCUUAAAAAAUUUCCGCCAUUUCAUUUGAUGAACUUCAAUAAAAGGAAAUAAAAAUAUCCCGCGGCUACAUAGUGAGUGAGUGAUUGCAUUGCAUUGCUGGUGAAGACAGCCGCAUAGACCACAUACAUACAUACAUACGAGUGCAUGCAUGCGUAGGAUUUUUCCCCCAGCAACACAACAAGUGACUGAGUGAUUUAUUAGUCAACGGCUGUCAGACGCUCCAGGAGUACUUGCAGUUGUACACAAGGAAAGAAAUAUCUCCCCCACAAAAUCUCCAGUGCUCAAACCAUAAUGCACGAUUAUACGACAUUACUUGGCAGCAGUCAGCGCGCUGUGGACGAGGGUAAAUGCAGUAAAACGGGUAGCCGCAAGGAGAAAUAUGCGCUGCGCGAACGCCAAAAGCGGAGACUUGGCUUGGCGAGUGUGGUCGAAAUGCCGAAACGUUCAAACCACAGAGAUGAUAUGGAAACGACCACAGGACAGCAGCGUACACAACAAAGCAGCACAGCGUCCAAAUCGAAAGCACCGCCGCUCAGCAAAUAUCGACGGAAAACCGCUAAUGCGCGCGAACGUACACGCAUGCGUGAAAUCAAUACCGCAUUCGAGAAUUUGCGACAAUGUGUGCCGCCGAGCAUUGCAGUCGAUGAGGCGGGACCGACCAAUGAGAAACUCACGAAAAUCACAACAUUACGUUUAGCCAUGAAGUAUAUAGAUUUGCUGACUGACGUGCUGCAUAAUCCAGACUUUAAAGGUGAAUUACCGUUAGACUUUUUAUGUGCCAGUGAGGAAACAGCAGUGAUAAAUGAACUAACAACAGCAGCGCCAACCUUGAAAGUCGAAGCCAAAAGUGCUGUAACAUCAAAGAGUAGCAAGGCAGCAAAUAAAGCGACAACAGCUCACAAAACGAAAAGUGCUGCGCCUGCAAAGACACCAAAACGUUUGGGCAAGCGAAAAAAGAAAGAUGUAAAGCCAGCAACUGGUACACAGCCCAGCAAACGCAAUACAAAGUCGGCGCAGUGUCGUACUGCAACACAAUCAAGCACAGCGUCCUCGUCAAUAUCUUCCUCAUCAUUUGUUACCUGCAGUGGCGAUUCACUCUCAUCACACUCCUCGAGUUUCCUCGACAGCAUAACCAGUCCAAGUUAUUUGACUAGUUUCGUGCCCGCUAUGUCCGAGCUAAAUAGCCUGACGCUCGAAUCCGAUGGCGAAUCACUGCAUCUUUCGGAUCCCUGCAACAGUCCUUUGCAAGACAAAUACGACAGACUCUUUGGCACUGGCGCUUUGAAUACCCGCACGUCGGCAGAACAAACAAUUUUAGGUGAUAUCGACACGCCGCUUGAGUUGAGCUUACAAUUCCUUGGUACAACGCCUGGUCCACUCGACUUUUCGCUGGAGCAGCCGCCGACGACAUGCAUUAGUCCGCUAGUGGCUUUGGACUCAUUCAAUCCGUUUAGCGAUUUUCUGCAUGAUUAUCCAGAACAGGCAUCAUUGGACCUGUUUCUAACAUAACACCAUCGUUCAGUGGGACCUUUCGCCUUACAUUUUACUAGUAUCUAACUUAGUUCGAAUUUGCUUCAAGUGCUCCAGUGAGCUUUAUCACUAUUCACAUUUCACGUGGCCAUCACUAGUAUUUCACAUUAUUUUCUUACAACAUAAUUUAAUAUUCGUUGCUUAUUUUAAUAAAAAAAAUUCAUACAUAUAUAAUGCAUUUAAUCAAACAGUACUGAACGAGUGCGUGUUGAACUCAAAUACUUACUUGAGUAAAAAAUUAUCUGUAAUAAUGCAUUACUCUUACAUCGCUAUUUUAUGGAGUUGACUGUACUUUUUAACUAUUUUUUGUAUUUUUUUAUCCUCUUUAAGAAAUUAAGUUAACACUUUGAGAUUGUUUUUGUAUGUUAGGUAAAAGAAGAUUAUUGUAAACAUUUUCUAUGGAAAUAUUUAUUUUUUAUUAACAAAAUAUUCUUUAUAAUUGUUGAUUUUUUAUUAAUAUAAUAUAUACACAAGAUAUUAAAGCAGACAA